Messenger RNA from Echinococcus granulosus, 2094 nucleotides. RefSeq names its product Sodium/glucose cotransporter. The transcript is spliced from 12 exons. NCBI's taxonomy places the organism in Eukaryota, Metazoa, Platyhelminthes, Cestoda, Cyclophyllidea, Taeniidae. The coding region runs from base 1 to 2094 and encodes 697 amino acids. Gene Ontology annotation, biological process: transmembrane transport. Gene Ontology annotation, molecular function: D-glucose:sodium symporter activity. Gene Ontology annotation, cellular component: plasma membrane. The record is from RefSeq and is a predicted model, not a curated record.
AUGUUAUUAGGACACCUGGACGGGGCCGACCUCGGUGUUCUUUUCUGCUAUUUCGUGAUUAUUUUUGCUUCCUCAUGUCGUAAUAGAGGCAGUGUCAGCGGCUACUUCCUAGCAGGUCGCUCAAUGCACUGGAUACCGGUGGGUGCCUCUCUAUUUGCCAGCAACAUCGGUUCCGGGCAUUUUAUUGGUCUAGCUGGCUCAGGAGCCUCCAGUGGCAUUGCAAUAGUCGUGUUUGAGUUCAAUGCUUGCUUUGUGCUUGCUAUUCUCGGAUGGCUAUUCGUGCCAGUCUACAUCGUCUCCGGUAUCGUCACAGUCCCCGAAUACCUUUGUAAACGACUAGGCGGUCAAAGAAUUCGGGUCUACCUGGCCGUAGUUGCUCUUCUUCUCUACAUUUUCACCAAGAUUUCGGCUGACUUAUAUGCAGGCGGUCUUUUCAUUCAACAAGCCAUGCAAAUUUCCAUCUAUCCCGCGAUUAUUUUACUUCUCGUCAUCUCUGCCCUCUUCACCAUUAUGGGUGGUUUGACAGCUGUCAUUUGGACCGAUUUUGCUCAGACUGUUAUUAUGGUUGUUGGUGCCUUUUACCUCACCAUCAGGACUCUGUAUCUAAUGGGAGGUUUUGAAUCAAUGUUAGUCAACUACUUCAACGGCAUUCCAAACACAACACGAGUGUAUAAAAGCACGUCCUUCAGGGCCGAAAACCAUUCACUGACCUCCCUAAAUCCCGACCUCUACGGUAGUCGUAGAGAUCGUGAAGCUAUUCUCCAAAUGGCUGACUACACGGAGGCGAAUGCCGGCAUCUAUGCGGAGUGUCAGAUCCCUCCAUCUGAUGCAAUGAAUUUCUUCAAAUCCGUCUCCAGCCCAGAUCUUCCUUGGACUGGAGCCGUGUUCGGUCUCACCAUCAAUGCCGUUUGGUACUGGUGCACGGAUCAGGUUAGACACAUUUUAGCCACCCUUAACUACUCUGUCCAGGUGAUUGUCCAAAGGACUCUGGCUGCUAAGAGUCUCUCCCAUGCCAAGGGUGGCAUUAUCCUAGCCUCCGUCAUCAAAAUUCUUCCGCUCUGGCUUAUGGUCGUGCCAGGAAUGAUAGCUCGUGUGCUCUUCGCAGACACUGUCACUUGUGGAUCUGCUCCGCUGUGUUCUCAUAUCUGCGGCAAGGCUGUGGGCUGUUCAGAUAUUGCCUACCCCUCCUUGGUUCUAAACGUCCUACCCUCGGGCGCUAGGGGUCUAAUGCUGGCCGUCAUGAUGGCGUCUUUGGUUUCUAGUCUGACUAGCAUAUUCAACUCGGCCUCCACGAUCUUCACUGUUGAUAUAUGGAGGCUGAUUCGGCCUCAAAGCCGUGAUGCUGAAAUCAUGAUUGUUGGCAGGGUUUGUGUCAUCGUUCUGGUGGGCAUUGGGAUCGCAUGGAUACCAGUUGUUCAGUUAAGUGACGAGUUAUUUGACUACGUCCAGUCUGUCACCGGCUAUCUCGCGCCGCCCAUCUGCGCCGUCUACGUCUUAGCCGUUUUCUGGAAACGAACCAACGAAAAUGGAUGUUUUGCAGCCUUGAUCGUCGGUCUAGUGAUGGGAGUAGCUCGUUUUGGAUGGGAAUUGGCCUAUGCAAAAAUACCUUGUGGAGACAUUCCAAUUGAUCUACCACACUUCUUGCUCAAACUCCACUACCUCCACUUCUCCAUCCUCCUCUUCGUUAUUCCCUUCUUCGUAGCUGUCUGCGUUAGCUUCGUGACCACACCGCUUCCAAAUUCCUAUACACGUCGUCUUGUCUUCUCCGAAAUACACACACCCUUUGAUCCCACUUUGGACGGACCUAAAAUCACCAUUGUCUCAGAUGAGGAGAAGCAGAGGUGGCUGGAAGAGGGAAAAGUGCAGAAACCCAAACCAUCGGGAUGGCGGAAAGCCGUGAAGUGGUUCUGUGGAAUCGAAGAGAUGCAGGACUCCAGGGAGCCAGUCUAUACACUGGAGGAGGCGAGGAUGUACAUGCUAAAGGUGGAGCGCCAGAGAAGCAUUGAGGAGAGUGCGAAGGGCCGAGUCCUCACUUCCCUUGGCAUCACUUUCACGCUUUCCAUCACCAUCUUCAUUUGCGCUUUCUUCGCUUAG